Mesorhabditis belari is the source of this 543-nucleotide messenger RNA. Lineage: Eukaryota; Metazoa; Nematoda; Chromadorea; Rhabditida; Rhabditidae. The record is from the annotation of a GenBank genome assembly.
AUGAUUUCUGAAGAUGAUGCAAAGCCGGCGUCUCGACGCUACCGAUCCGAGACGUAUUAUGUAGGGAAACGAGCCGAGAUCCAGAGAAGAAUUUCGGGGAGACAACGGAGGAUGAGUGAGAGGAAUGAUGAAUUGAAUAUUGAGGUUCCAUCAGCUUCCACAUCAUCAUGUUCCUCGAAUCUUUCCCAUUCACCGAUUCCUGAAAACCCUUCACCACACCGAUUGAGACAUCUCUCAACCGGAGCUUUGCAUCAUGGAAAAGGAUCACAGUCGACAUUAGAAGAGGUGAAAGAGGAGCGACGAAGCAGUGUCGCCUGUACAGCCGACGCCAUCAAGAAGACGCCACAGAAGCAAGUUCACCGCCAACAAACCGCUGUCGCGUCGACGAAAAAAGUCGACAAAAAGAGGGCCUUCAAUCCAUCAUAUCAAGUAUCAGGAAGUAAAACAACUUUGAGCGGUCCUGCAAUCACACCCCGACUUCGGUACACCAUCGAGAAGUCGGCGCAAAAGAAACGAACCGAUGUUGAAACUUGCACCAUUUUA